GGAAAGGGUGGAGCCAGGAUCCACCCCUCCCCAGCCCUCAUUUAAGGGUUGGCAGGGGCAGGGGGGGUGUUUUGCUGGAGGUCCCUGUGUAACAAGCCUUUUGAAGGCAAGUUCUUUCCUUUAUUUUUGUGCUGUUGUAUUUGCACGAGUUGUUGCUUGCUGCAGUGUGGGAUUUUGCUGCUUUGCUGUUACUGCUGCCCUUUCUAUUGUGUUAGUGUUAAAUGUGGGGGGGAGUAGUCAUUCUUGCAAUUUGGAACUGUUCUGUGUUACUUGUCACUAGUGAUAACAGUAUGCAGACUGAAGAAGUACUUAAUUUUUUAAAUGCAGUGAAGUUGAAGCUUGUGCUCGAUAGCAUGGUGGUACUGAUUUUUGUCUGUAUUGUAUGUCUACUAGUGCCUGGUUUUAAAAGCUCAAAUGGGAGUAAGGUUCAGGACCAGGAAAUCAAAAGGUUUAUUUUUCAAUAGCAGUUGUAUGUGUAAGCCCUUCAGUUUCUGUUGGGGAUAGAAAAAAAAAAACAAACCGCACAAUAAUAACUGUAUGUUGAAAGAGAACAGUUAUUUAUUUCCCCAUACCUAAAUUUGUAGAGCGCCAGAAUAGGCAUGAUACAACAGUGUUGUGAUUUCAGGGCACACAAAGAGCUAUCUUUUAUGUACAAUGAAAUGUGGAACAUGCACAUGUAAAGGCACUUGUCCCAGCCCAUGAAACAAAUGCUGCAUGCCACCAGCUUGAAUGCGCUUGAACUGCGAGUACUGACAUCAGAGCUGAAAGAGUAAUCUGCUUGUCCUAAUCCUUGGCCCUCUGCUCUGCCCGUAGAGCAACAUGCCUCAUGACAUCCAGAUUUUACUUUGCAAUGUGGAAAGUGAUUUUUCAUCUCUAGGAACACCAGAGAUCUCAGAGUGUACAAACACCAAAAUACUGGUAAAUCUCUCCAGGCUUUUCCACACCUGCUCACCUCAACUGAUAGGAAUGGUGCAAGUACAUGCUUCUCUCUUUCUUCUCUGUCACUUUGCUGAAAGUUACACUGAAAAAGUAUUCAUAAGUUUGACUGUAAUAGAAUAGCAAUAGCAGUAGAAAUCACAUACAAAUAUCCAUAUUAUUCAUUGAUGAGGAGAGGGGGGAAAAAAAGCCCCACUUCCCGAACCAGUAUGAGUGGAAAGAAUAUGCAAAUUCGCUGUACUUCACAGGAAGCAUAGGAUAGAGGGCUCAGGAAGACAGAUGUGAUGAUUUCACAACUGAGAGAACAGUAGGAUGUGUUUGUUACCACAGCAGGCCCUGGUUUCAUGUGGAUGCAGAGCUCAAGCUAAUUGCAUGCUCCUAAAGAUUGCUGUUUAUCUGGAGACUGAUUUAAAGCCUGAUGAAAGCAAUGGCUAUCUACUCUGUUGUUAUGAAAUAGUCUGUCUUAAUUUUGAAUCCUUCUAAUGAUUGCUUCUUCCUUUUGUUAUUCUAAAGCUAACGUUUUGUAGUUUUGCACAAAUGCUAACACUUAAAGAUGACUAAAUAUAUUUUUUUUUCAGUGGAAAAAGUAAGCAGGGAGCUGCAUUGUACUGGUUCUAAUGUCAUACACAGGUGUUAAGAGUUUUCAUGAAGGACACAGUGCCAACCUGCCACCUUCCCUUCUACAAACCUGAAUCCCUUUUGUUACACAGAAUAUUUUACAGUUUUCUCAUAUGCUUUAAUUUUUGUGCCUGGUUUCUCAGUAGGUUCUUUGUGUUUGUUUUGAACUGUGUGUGUCAUUUCCAAAGGAGACAAGUGAUACUUUCAUAGUUUUCAUCUUAGCUCAGCUGAGUGUGUAAGAGAAAACUGUAUAACUCCUCAACUACACUCAGUACAUGACAAAGUACUUGACAACAUUUGAGGUAAGUACAUAAGAAAUUGAAUGUUAAUACAGCUCAGUUUCUUCAAAUUAAAUGAAUGGGUGUAUAAAUAUUUACAGAUAAAUGGGAGUUACUCCUCAGAAGCCCCAAACAAACAAAAAUUCCAGAUUAGGUGUUUUUUCAGGUCUGUUUUCCAGCCCUCCAGGCAGCCAUAUGAAUCUAGCACCUCAUCCCUUCUCUAAACUUUCUGGCUGCCCACCCUUUCUCAUUCUCAGUAAUUUUUGGUGAUGAUUUUUCCUCCUCUCUGACACAUUCUUUCAUUUUCUGGCCUUUGAGUGCUUUCUCUGGCAUGAAAACCUAUUGUGGACAUUUGAAUUCAUGUUCAUAUACAAUAUUCAUAAUUCAUAUUAAUGUACAAUAGCUCACUCAGUCCCCAGGAGGGAAUGUCUGAGAGGACACUGAAGAAGAUGACAAGAAGCAGGUUGUUGUAAUAGAAGGCUAUAAGCCUCAUAACUCACCGCUAUUCAUUGCAAAACCCCUGCCUCAAAGCAGGGAUCUGCAGUACCUGGGUUAAUGUGGACAACAUUAUGUGAAUAGUUAAGAAUGAUAUGGAGAAUCCUCUACUGUCCAGAUGUCCUUUCCUACUGAAACACUGUGUAGUCAGAAAUUUGACUGAAAUCUGUCCAAACCUUUCUGUUUGGCUUAUUAAAUGAUUUGUAGACUUUUCUCAUCUGACUAGUGGAUUAUUUGCUAUGAAAACUUUUUUUAACAGCUUUUACAGAGAGGAUGACUCUUGCUGUUAUGAGCUCCAUCUAUUCCAUCCAGAGUUGCUCAGAGCUGGAGUCGGAGCGUGACCCUCCUGUGGCUCAUGCUCUGCUUAUUACCUCCCAUUCUAGUCUGCUAGUAUUCCAGGCACAGUCACAUGUGAGGGGGACCGGUUUUCCUUUAGUCUGCAACCGUGUAUGCAACAGACUCAAGACGUUUAGUUCUGUGAGAACAAGUCUUGACUCAAACAGAUCAGCCAAGUGCUAUGUUACUUUGGCCAUGCUGUCACAUUCAGAUGCCUUUCAUGUACCCCAAAACUCUUACCAAUCUUGCUGCUUUGCUCUGUUAUGUCCAUUUUUACUUGCCUUCCGUAUAUAACAAUUGGGUAACGCAUCCCACUUAAUCGCCCUGUGCUCAUUGGCCUCAUGCUACUGACUGAUGAGUGGUACACUGUAUUCAUUAGAUUAUGAUACUGAUGCUUGUGCAUGUAAACAUACUUAAGUUGAAGACUUUAUGAUCUGGUUUCCCUGCUGUCUGGCCUUGAGCUUUCAUUUCUUAUAAUGCAUUGAUUUUUCAACCCAGCGUGACCAUAAAAACUGGGGAACUGCUAGGUAAUUGCUUGGGUAUACUGGUGAAGAAUCAGGAAUUUACUCUGUGGAUCCUUCAGGAAGAAGUCUUUCAGAGUGCUGAGAUGUAAAACUGUUGUCUUCAAAAAAAAUAAACAUGUUUUGUUCACGACAGAAACUGAAGGAAGAUAAUUACCUGUGUGACGAAUGGCUGGAAGUCUAUUCAGCAGGCCUGAUUUAAAUCGGGAGUGAAAAGCAUGGCAGAUGAGCAAGAGAUCAUGUGCAAACUCGAGAGCAUCAAGGAGAUCAGAAAUAAGACUUUGCAGAUGGAAAAAAUAAAGGCACGUCUAAAAGCAGAGUUUGAAGCCCUGGAGUCUGAGGAGAGGCACCUGAAAGAAUACAAACAAGAAAUGGACCUGCUGCUGCAAGAGAAGAUGGCGCAUGUGGAGGAGCUGCGUCUGAUCCACGCGGAUAUUAAUGUGAUGGAGAAUACUAUCAAGCAGUCUGAGAAUGAUCUCAAUAAACUCUUGGAAUCUACUCGUCGCCUGCAUGAGGAGUACAAACCCCUAAAGGAGCAUGUAGAUGCUCUGCGAAUGACACUGGGCUUGCAGAGGCUGCCAGACUUGUGUGAGGAAGAGGAGAAACUGUCCCUUGACUACUUUGAAAAGCAGAAAGCUGAAUGGCAGACAGAACCACAGGAGCCUCCCAUCCCAGAGUCUCUGGCUGCAGCUGCAGCAGCUGCCCAACAGCUGCAAGUGGCUAGGAAGCAAGAUACCAGACAGACAGCAACGUUUAGACAACAGCCACCUCCAAUGAAGGCCUGUUUAUCCUGUCACCAGCAAAUUCAUCGGAAUGCACCAAUAUGUCCACUCUGCAAGGCAAAAAGCCGAUCUCGGAAUCCCAAAAAGCCCAAAAGGAAACAGGAUGAAUGAAACGCAGAAAACUGCUGAGCGAAGUGUGACCUUUUCCAAUACCAUGCCGGUAGAACUGUAAAUGUGGCCAGACUUUACUGAAGUACAGACUCAAGUACGACCAACUCAUUGUUUUCUAUCAAUGCAAUGUAAGCACAAUGUUUCUGUUCUGUUUUGAUUUUGUUCUAGCCCUUAGGAUGUUUUAGGAAAAUAAGUAUUAAUGGUGCUACAGUUUAAUGUUUCAAUCAUUCCAUUUUUUGGAUUCCUAAGCAAUAUAGAAUUCUUAUGUGAAUAUCCUAGACAUCAGGCUAUGAUUGUUGGCCAAAUGCAAUUACUACAGAUACGUUCAUGUCCUGUUUUUCAUAGUCAUAGAAUGGCUUGGAUUGGAAGGCACUUAAAGGAUCAUGAAGCU
Molecule: messenger RNA, 4468 nt
Organism: Centrocercus urophasianus (Greater sage-grouse)
Lineage: Eukaryota; Metazoa; Chordata; Aves; Galliformes; Phasianidae
Gene: ZC4H2
Product: zinc finger C4H2-type containing
Exons: 6
Coding region: 3403-4077 (224 amino acids)
Biological process (GO): positive regulation of neuron differentiation
Cellular component (GO): nucleus
Source: RefSeq, a predicted model, not a curated record